GUCCCCGCCUCAACAUUACUGCGCGCUGUUGCGUGGAGGCAGGAGGGGCUUCCAUCAUGGCGUCGAUGCAGAAAAGGCUACAAAAGGAAUUAUUAGCCCUGCAAAACGAUCCACCCCCCGGAAUGACGCUUAACGAGAAAAGUGUACAGAACACCAUAACACAGUGGAUUGUGGACAUGGAGGGAGCCCCCGGCACAUUGUAUGAAGGAGAAAAAUUUCAGUUGCUCUUCAAAUUUAGUAGUCGAUAUCCAUUUGAUUCACCUCAGGUAAUGUUCACAGGGGAGAAUAUACCUGUCCACCCGCAUGUGUAUAGCAACGGUCACAUUUGUCUGUCCAUCCUGACGGAAGACUGGUCCCCAGCCCUCUCAGUGCAAUCUGUCUGUCUUAGCAUUAUUAGCAUGUUGUCCAGCUGCAAAGAAAAGAGACGACCACCUGACAACUCCUUUUACGUAAGAACGUGUAACAAAAACCCAAAGAAGACAAAAUGGUGGUAUCACGAUGAUACUUGCUAAUGCACAAAGUUUGUAAUACGUCACAGAAGAGAGGAGUCCUACUGAUCCACGUGAAGCACUUUUUAAUCAUUCAGUCUCUGAACUCUGACCUUUGACUGGAACAAUGGACACCAUACGCUGGAGGCUCUUGAUUGCACCCACCUCCCCUGCCGGGCAGCUUGAUGCAUGUUUUAGUCGGUAAUAGCCAAGAAUGGUAACCCGUGGAACGUUUAGAUGCACCCAAGAUGGAUUCUUUUCCUGGCCAAACGAUAGUAAUGCAGUACGUCAGGUGGAUUUUUUGCGUAUUUCCUGUUUUUAGAAUUGUUCCUUUUUGUGUGCGCGUGUGGAUGCAGUUGAAAGUCCUUGUGUUGUGCAAUAAUCACCAACCGAUGGACGGCAUGCUUGGGCCUACAAAGGAGUUAUCCUAAACUAAUGGAUGUCUGGAAAGGACCCGAUCGUCUUUAAAUUGCUUCAUCUAUUUUAUGCACUGUGAGAGUACAUCAUUCCCAACACUGUAAGCAGACCCCACUCAUUGGUUUUAAUUACUGGUCUAGCAAAGCCAGCGUGGCAUUAGGUCAAACUAUUCAUGUUUAGCUCCACUGGGAUAGUAUCCAGCCUUAGACAUGAGCAGGGGCCUCUUCCAUUUUAAAGAAUGUUGCUUUCAUUUUUUUUUUUGUUUUGAUGCUUUGACAUGCUUCUAAAAUGUAAGGAUUUCACCUUUUUUGUACUGUUUUAAGGGGGAUUGGACUGUUAACUUUUUUUUUUUAAAUAUACAUAUAUAAUAUAUUAUUUUCAUGUGUUGUAUUUAAUUUAAUAUAUUUCCGCAAUGGUAGAGCGUGACAAAAAAUGUCUUUACAUAUAAUAAAGACAAGGCUUUGUAAUUCUGCCUGGUCAGAGUUAUGGCUCAGGUACUUUUUUCAAUAAAGAACGCCUGUAAAAAAUAUAUAUAUAUAUAUAGAUAACUAUCAGAUGUUUUAACUAUAUUUUCACCAAAGGAGAAUAUGUUGUAAAAUAACAUGUCGAGCUAUUGUGUGUGUAUACAGUGUUUAAUUAUUGGGAUGAUGCAUUUAUUGUAAACAGUUAGCCUGUUUUUAGUUAGAAUAUAUACAGUUGGCAACAAACCAAACUACAAAAAUAAUAGUUUCCAGUGGGAUUGCAUUCAUUUUUGAGCUUUUAUUUGCAAAAGGACAGCCGUGAAUCUUACCAUGUACCACACUCUUUAAAGUGUGAUUUAUAUUCCUAAAUGAAACUGAUAAGAAACUUGAACUUUCCAUCUGGGAUUUUUAGCUUUUUUAUUGAAGACCACAGCACAUCACUAAGCCAAAUAAAUCUAUAACUUCAAAAUACAUUACAAGUCGAACACCAUCGUGCUGUUGUGAAAGUAAAAUUAGCCAGAAGGUACAGGAGAAAAGGUUGCAUGGUCAUCUUUUAAUUUUAUUUUAUUUUUAUUUUUGGUUUGGAAUCCCGAGUUUGCAGGUUGAUGAGGGUUUAUUUAUAUUUGGGAAAACAUGUUCUGGGAUGUUCAAGCUUGUGUAAUAGGUGCCUGUUCAUUUUCAUAAUCGAUAAUAAAAGCAAAUAAUAUUUUUUGUUAAA
This is a messenger RNA of Nerophis ophidion (straightnose pipefish), 2084 nucleotides long. Its product is annotated as ubiquitin-conjugating enzyme E2 W. The record is from RefSeq and is a predicted model, not a curated record. The transcript is spliced from 6 exons. Lineage: Eukaryota; Metazoa; Chordata; Actinopteri; Syngnathiformes; Syngnathidae. The coding region runs from base 57 to 512 and encodes 151 amino acids.